AUGGUAAAUAAUAUACGUUAUCAAAUUAAAAUAUUAAUCCAAGGCUCAUAAGAGAAGUAACUAAAGUAAUGUAAGAAAUGUAUUUAUUUAUUUUAAUACAAAGCAAACUUCCUUAGAAAGUACUCUUAUAUAGGAACCAACAACUAAGAGAUAAAAAUAGCAAGUAAAAAAAUAUUAUUAUUAAAUUAAAAACAGAUAAAGACUAUCUUAAAUUAAUAUUUUUAGUUAAAAAAAUUAGAGAUAAGCAUAUUAAAGAUAGUACUAUUCCAAUUACUUGAAAGGAAAAUAAUAACUUAGAGGACUCCUUAAACUGCUGAAAAAGUAAUUUUAAAGCUAUAAAGUACUAGCUUCCUUAUACUUUUCUGUGUAUUUCUUAUGCUUAUUUUUGUAAAUUAUGAGCAUUUCUAUGUGCUUCUGACUAACCCAAAAGAUUAAAUUAUAUAAUUUUUUAGUAAAUAUUCUUCUAUAUUGAUUCUUGGGAAACCAAAUUUACUUUUAGUUUCUAUUCACUUUAUUAAGUUUUGUUUCUCUUAUUAGAAAGCAAUAAUUUCUUAGGAACUUUUAUGUCACUUAGCAAAAUUAUUUAUUAAUAAUAAUGAAAAAGAUUUUCAUUUUUUUUUUUACUAGGAAAUAAGGUGUAUUAUUAUUUAAAUGCAUACAAGAAUGCUGGCAUUUUUUUAUAAUGCAAAUCUUCUCUUAAAAUGUUAGAAUCGCAGUUAUAUUUAACUUCUGUGUCGUCAGUAAAAGUUUCAAGUAAAGAUUGUUUCAAAUAAAGUCUUUACUUUAGCUUCUAAAUUUCCUAUGAUGAAUUCAAAUCAUCUGAAAAAACUACUAAGCUGUCAUCCAAUUGCGACUAAAAGCUAUCAUAUUCCUUGUUGA
Molecule: messenger RNA, 879 nt
Organism: Tetrahymena thermophila SB210
Lineage: Eukaryota; Ciliophora; Oligohymenophorea; Hymenostomatida; Tetrahymenidae
Product: transmembrane protein, putative
Exons: 1
Source: RefSeq, a predicted model, not a curated record